AUGGCGUCCCAUCGCGCGGACGCAAGCAACUUCCUGGACAAUCGCGGCUACUCUGGCCCUCUCGUUCGCGGCGUGAACCCCAUUACACUAUUCGAAAAAGCAGUACGCGACCGGAUUACGGACUCCUACUACUGGAAAGAACAAUGCUUUGGCCUGAGUGCCGCGACACUGUGUGAUCGCGCGAUCGAGCUGACUUCGAUUGGAGGUACAUACGGACUCGCUCAGAAACCGACACCAUUUCUCUGUCUAGCCUUCAAAAUGCUCCAGCUCUCACCUGAGCGCGAAGUAGUUCUAGAAUACUUGAAUUUCAGCGAUCCAGGAAGCGAUGACGAAACCGCCGACAGUGAAGACCCCGAUGCAGAAGUGGUCAAAGGCCGGGGUGACUUUAAGUAUCUACGUGCUCUGGCUGCAUUUUAUAUACGCCUUACAUUCGAACCGGUCGAUAUCUACAAGUAUCUUGAGCCAUUGUUGCUUGAUUACAGAAAAUUGAAGCAGAGGAGGCGCGAAAAUUAUCUCCUCACAACUAUGGAUCAAUUCAUCGAUAGUCUUCUUACAAAGGAUCGUGUCUGUGCAACAAGUCUGUGGAAGAUACCUCCUAGACAACAACUAGAGGAUCUUGAUCUAUUGGAGGAGCGGGUGAGUCCACUGGCAGAUGAGUUGGACGAGCUUGAUCGCGAAAGUGAGGUUAGCUAUCAUAGCGGUGGUAGCGACAACAGUGACCGUGCAUCAAACGGCGGACAAGAGGAGGACUGA
This is a messenger RNA of Talaromyces proteolyticus, 753 nucleotides long. Its product is annotated as putative RNA binding protein. Lineage: Eukaryota; Fungi; Ascomycota; Eurotiomycetes; Eurotiales; Trichocomaceae. The transcript has a single exon. Bases 1 to 753 code for a protein of 250 amino acids. The record is from RefSeq and is a predicted model, not a curated record. Gene Ontology annotation, cellular component: precatalytic spliceosome.